Chionomys nivalis (European snow vole) is the source of this 1558-nucleotide messenger RNA. It is a transcript of the gene Naxe, whose product is annotated as NAD(P)HX epimerase. Gene Ontology annotation, cellular component: mitochondrion. The coding region runs from base 519 to 1490 and encodes 323 amino acids. Gene Ontology annotation, molecular function: NAD(P)HX epimerase activity. The transcript is spliced from 6 exons. The record is from RefSeq and is a predicted model, not a curated record. Lineage: Eukaryota; Metazoa; Chordata; Mammalia; Rodentia; Cricetidae.
AAUAAAGCUAGUGAGGUUCUGAAUAAGACCAUGGAACCUUGGACUUGAAGUAGUUAGACGAGUAAUCUAAAUUUCCAGCCAAUACCACUGCCUUACAAAUUCUAUUUCCUACAUUAAAUAAGUAAAACAGGCAUGGGAGGGGCCCAGAGAACCACUUGGAGAGCCUCCCAAGCCUGACAAACUGACUUUGAUUCCUGGAUCCUACAUGGUGGACGGAGAGAAAACGGACGCUCUCAAAUUGUCCUCUGAACUCUACUUGUGCUCCAGGGGCACAUGCGCGCCUUCUCCCGCCCCCAUACCUUUUAAAUAUUUUAAAAAGUAGGAACUUAGAAAAGUUAAUUCUCUUAUAAUUAAAAAAAAAAAGAGCUGAGCACGAUGGUACAUACGUGUAAUGCCAAUCUCCCACGAAGGAAGCUGCAGGCAGAAGAGCAGCUUUGAGUUCAAGGAGAGUGCUAGGUAAUAAUCAAAGCCUAUCUGUACCUAGGCUUGAACUCUUGUAGCGCUGGGGAAAGGCGAGAAUGCCAGGCGGAACGAAGGUGCGUGGUACGCCUGGGACACGGAACCUACGGCUGGACGCAAACGGCGCUGGGGGCCGGGCAGGCCGUGCGCAUGCGCAGGCCGGGCGGAGUGCUGCUUGCCGAAUGUCCGGGCUGCGGGCGCUGCUGGGCGUCGGGCUGCUGGUUGCGGGCUCGCGCCUGCCCCGGGUCGCAGGUCAGCAGAGUGUGUGCCUUGCAGGGCCUGCCUGGUGGGGGACGCCGCGCCGGGGCUCGGAAACCAUGGCGAACGCCGCGGUGAAGUACCUGAGCCAGGAGGAGGCGCGGGCCGUGGACGAGGAGCUAUUUAACGAAUACCAAUUCAGCGUGGAUCAACUCAUGGAGCUGGCCGGGCUGAGCUGUGCCACGGCCAUUGCCAAGGCUUAUCCCCCCACGUCCAUGUCAAAGAGUCCCCCUACCGUCUUGGUCAUCUGUGGUCCUGGGAAUAAUGGAGGGGACGGCCUGGUCUGCGCGCGACACCUCAAACUUUUUGGUUACCAGCCAACUAUCUAUUACCCCAAAAGACCUAACAAGCCGCUCUUCACUGGGUUAGUGACUCAGUGUCAGAAAAUGGACAUUCCUUUCCUUAGUGAAAUGCCCCCAGAGCCCAUGAUGGUUGAUGAGCUGUAUGAACUGGUGGUGGACGCCAUCUUUGGUUUCAGCUUCAAGGGUGAUGUUCGGGAGCCAUUCCACAGCAUCUUGAGUGUCCUGAGUGGACUUACUGUGCCCAUCGCUAGCAUCGACAUUCCCUCAGGAUGGGAUGUAGAGAAAGGAAACCCUGGAGGAAUCCAACCAGACUUACUCAUCUCACUGACAGCUCCCAAGAAGUCUGCAGCCCAUUUUACUGGCCGGUAUCAUUACCUGGGGGGACGUUUUGUACCACCCGCUCUAGAAAAGAAGUACCAGCUAAACCUCCCAUCCUACCCUGACACAGAGUGUGUCUACCGUCUACAGUAAGGGAGGUGGGCGGGCAGGUUUCUAAUAAAGGCUUGGUGCCGUCUCUCUUCAAACUGGAGUCUUCUGGC